Molecule: messenger RNA, 2016 nt
Organism: Arachis ipaensis
Lineage: Eukaryota; Viridiplantae; Streptophyta; Magnoliopsida; Fabales; Fabaceae
Source: RefSeq, a predicted model, not a curated record
AUGUCGCAGGCCAUGCUCACGAGCCGAGCAAGGAUCUUCCUCCUUUUGGUUACUUUGUUUGUUUUGGGAAUUUUAGGCCGCGCAGUUAUCGGAUGUUACAGAGUUGGAAGUGAUGAGAUGGAGCUUGGUGAUGAGUUACCAGAUCAUGGUUGCUUACAAGAAGAUGAGAUACCAAGAGUUGGAAUGCAGUUUGCUCAGUUACAAAUGGCUCAUGACUUUUAUGUGACCUAUGCAAAGAAAGCUAGAUUUGCAACUAAGAUAAGGAUGACAACAUUUGAUAAGAUCACAAAGGCUCCCAUUAACCAAGCUAUACACUGUAAUCGUGAUGGGAUCCGUGAGUCUUGUGUUAAAGCACCAACGCGGAAGAAUACGAUUUCAGCUGCUGGGUGCAAGGCAAGGAUAUAUGUAAAGUUUGAUAAAGACGUGCAAGACUGGGUUUUGCUCAAGGUUGACUUGACGCACUUUCACCCCUGUUCACCGAAAAAGGCAGUGCACUACCAUGAGUAUAGGCAGUUGACCAUGCAUACGAAGUGCGUGAUCGAGGAUAAUGAUGAGGCUGGGAUUCGACCAAACAAGACAUUCCUUGCUUUGUCAAAUGAAGUUGGUGGCCCCUCUAACUUGGGAUUCUCAGAGAAGGAUUUAAGAAAUUAUAUAACAGCAAGGCUCCGAACUAGCAACGUGAAUGCGGAUGUCAGGGAGAUGAUGAGCUACUUUAGGAGAAUGAAGGACAUCAAUCCGAACUUCUUUUACGCGGUGAAGUUGGACGAUGAGUGUAAAUUUAAGAGUGCAGUAUGGGUUGAUGCAAGGUGUAGGGCGUCGUAUGAAUACUAUGGAGACGUCGUGUCAGUUGAUAGCACGUACAGUACAAAUAGGUGUAGUAAUAUGUUUGGGGUAAGCUUUAUUUGCUUAAUUCGGUAUUAUUUAUUUCUUGUAGAUCUGUAUGAUGAACGAUGCAUGUGGGUCCCAAUAUACUUCAAGGGUGAAUUUUGGGCAGCAAUGCGGAAUACUCAAAGGAGUGAGAGCAUGCACGCAUUCUACGGUGGAUACUUACACAGUAAAACUAGCUUGGUUCAAUUUGUUCAUGAAUAUGACAAUGUGCUUGGAGUCAAGGAGCAGAGGGAACUGGAGGAUGAUGCUGCAGACUCGAGGGGGGUUAUCCCUUGUGCAACUACCUCGCUUAUAGAGAAACAGUUUCAGCAAGAGUAUACCAUGAGCAUUUUUAGGGAUGUUCAAAUUGAGUUUGUGAGGAAGGCUAACUGCAGAGUUUCUGCAGUUGAUGAACAGGGUCCAUUGGUCUGCGUGAAGGUGGAAGAGGAGAAACUACUCAACGAUACUAUUCUAUGCGUUCCAUACGAUGUUCACUUUGACCGUUCCACACAGGAGCUUUGUUGUGAGUGCAAUCUUUUUGAGAGUUCAGGUGUGUUGUGCUGUCACUGCCUUGAAGUUUUCCAUUCGUAUAAAGUGUACAAAGUACCUUCCUGUUAUAUUCUUCCUCGAUGGAGCAAGAAGAUAAAGCGCAAGCAUACGUAUGUCAAAAGUAGCCAUGAUGUCAGUCGGUCAGAUGAGAGUCAUGUUGCAUUCAGGGGACUGUGUGCACACUUCUAUAAUGUUGCUCAAGAGUUCCUCGGUGAUGAUGAAGAAACAGCAUUGCUGCAUGUUGCUUUGGAAGAAACAAGGGCCAAGUUGGCUACGCACCGUGCCAAAAAGAGGUCCGAGAGCGUGGCAGAGACUCAGACCAACAUUGGCUCUCAGAGUUCGAACGAUGUCGGUGUUGAUGACAUCCAAGGCCCAUCGAAGGUCACCACAAAGGGCAGGCCAAAGAGUAAGAGGCUCGGCUAUGCCCUUGAGAAGUCCAUAAAGAAUUCAAGACGAAGAAAACAAAAGAAUUCACCCCCGGUGGUUCGUCCGCACACAUUUCAAGAUAUAAACCAAUGUGUUGUUUCUGGCUUGAAUGUUCCCGAACAAGCCGGUGGUUUCAUGUCUUUGUUAAGCUCCUUCAACAAAAAGUGGGAUUAG